AUGAUUCAACGCUUCGCACGAGGAGCAGCAGCCAGGAGACGAGCCAGACGGCUCCGCAAGUUGAAGCAAGAGCGGGAUGAGUUUGCUGGCGAGCUGGAACGCCAGCAGCAACAUGAGCAGGAAGAGAAGAGGAAAUAUGCUGUAAAUCGGCGAAUGCACCCAAGGACGCAGGAGGAUUUCGAUCUUCUACAUGAGGAACUGGAGGCGUGGAGAGUUCAGGAAACAAGAAAGAUUAAGGAUCGUGGGAUGGACAGCGAAGAAGAGCUCGCAGCCCUUCAGCAGCUCCUUCACAAAGAGACGAAGCUGCUGCAGACAAUCGAUCGGUUGAAGAAUGUUGCAGAUACUGAAAACAGGGAAAUGCAUGUGCAUGCCACACUGAGCCGGAUGUCAGAGCCCAAGAGCUGGGACCUCAGCAAUGGGGCAAAGGUGCUUGUGCACACACCUUUCACAACAAGGGCAAAGCAAAUGAUGCAGUUGUACUUCGCCACGACACUGCCCUUGGUGUCCAUUGAAGAGAGGAUGGAUGUGCUCUUGCAUGUGAAAUGGACAGCCAAGGAAUAUGACUGUGAGCUGACAAGGCAGCUGGUCAAUCUGAUUGAUCGAGAGGCUGAUCUUCUGAACAGGGGGAGGAACCAAAAGACGCUCGAGGGCUUGAGGAAGAGGAUCAGCAACACGCUGCUUGACUUCAUCGAAACCCCGGAAUUCAAUCCCGAGGCCUCCAGAUUCGUGAUUGCAAAAGAAAAGCCAGAUGCUUACAUCUACGCCCAUGUGGGCAGUGCAACUUCACUGGAACAAACAUGGAAGAAGCCGUUGUACAGCACAAUUUAA
Ostreobium quekettii is the source of this 828-nucleotide messenger RNA. The record is from the annotation of a GenBank genome assembly. NCBI's taxonomy places the organism in Eukaryota, Viridiplantae, Chlorophyta, Ulvophyceae, Bryopsidales, Ostreobiaceae.